CACUGAUUACGUCAAUUGCUUCUGUGGGCUCUGUGGCUCUCUCUGUGCAAGGAACUCAAAUCAGUGAAGUGAAUGUAGUUAAAACAAAAAGUAAAUGUUUUUGUAUCUUGUAUGACGCUCGCAGCUUUCUACAUGUACCAUCUUUGACGUACCUACGUACGUCUAUAUCCACUAUUGUACUGCCCUGAAUACCCUAUUUCUUAAUUACUUGAUCGCCAGGACCUCGAUAUCGUAGAGGAGCCCAAUAGAUUCACCAGAGAUGGAGCCAGUCAGCCAGAAAAAAGUGCUGUUAAAUAAUGGUGUCGAAAUGCCACUCGUUGGAUUUGGUACUUUUCGAAUACGGUCUGCUGAGGUUAUAAUGAGUGUUGUUGAGAGUGCUCUUGCGUCUGGUUACAGACUUUUUGACACAGCUACAGUAUAUGGCAAUGAGAAAUACCUAGGAGAGGCUCUCCGGUUGCUGCUGCCGAAAUUUGGAUUAACACGCCAAGAUAUUUUUAUAACUACCAAGCUAUCACCAAGAGAUGCUCACACUAAAGAAAUUAUAAAGGAAGCUUGCCGUAAGUCACUAGCCAGUUUAGGAUUUGAAAAAAUUGAUUUGUAUUUGAUUCAUUUUCCUGGGAUGGCGAAUUUGAGUUCCGCUGAUAUCCAGAACAUAAAAUUACGCUCUCAAGCUUGGGAAGCUCUGGUUGAAUGCUACAACGAAGGAUUAGUUAGAUCCAUAGGUGUCUCAAAUUACACUAUAAGACAUCUCCAGGAAUUAGAAGUCCGCAAUUAUGGAGUGGUCCCUGCUGUAAAUCAGGUCGAGUGUCAUCCAUACUUUCCACAAAAAGAACUGCUAAUAUAUUGCCAAGGAACUGGCAUAGCCCUACAAGCUUACUGCUCGCUCGGAGGCACCUCUUCAGGUAUAGCUUCACUAAUCCAUGAUCCUGUGGUUAUCAACGCUGCCCAAAAACUAGGUGUUAGUAGCGGGCAACUGCUGUUAGCCUGGGCUACACAGCAAGGAAUAAGCGUCAUUCCAAAAUCAACUCAUGCGGACCGAAUCAAAGAGAAUAUCUCUCUUAAUUUUAAAAUACCCGAUGAAUAUAUGAAAGCCCUAGAUAAACUUGGGGCCAAAAAUACAAAAUAUGCUUGGGAUCCAUCAACUGUUGCUUAACUUCGCUAGAUCUAAAUGUCAGCGGCUUAUCUAUAAUGAUUUACAGACAAAUUGACUAUCAUGUUAAUUCAUGUUACAGGGAGCGUAGCCAACAAGCCAAUCGUUAACGAUCCGUCGCGAACGAAACGCAACUGUCAGUGUCGCACUAAUAUGGAAGAGUGACAGAGAGAGAAAUGACUACGCUACGCUACGCUACGGAGCGUUAACGAUUGGCACGUUAGUAAAGCACCCCUAGCUUACUUAAAAGAUGUAACUAACAUAACAAAUUACGAGUUGUGUGCGUUGUUUACUUAUGAGGAGGUAUUAAGAUGACAGCGGAGGACCCGUGCGAAAUCGCCUUUUCAUAAAAACAUAGUCCUCAUUUUCCUCUCUAGAUAUUAACAUUACUAUUGAAAAUGUUUUUACUCAAUUGCUGUGUAUUAACCACGGCUGCCCCCACGUUUUCGAAUUUUGAAUUAUUAUAAGAUCAAGGAGCAUUAAAAAAUUUGGAUUUGAUCUGUUUUUCACUCCUUAUGCAUGUUUACAAUAAUCAAGAAUAUUUAAAAAAAUCAAUCGUGGGCACAGGUAUGGUUACAUCAAAUUAUGUAAAGAAAUAGAUAAAAUGGGGACUACGUUUGUACAGAGAAGGCGUCAUUUAUCCCUUUGCCGAUAGGGAUGAUGAUACAUGUUGAAUUUUAUAACAAAAUCUAGUAAAAUAGAUAGCAAAUGAGCAAUUUAUCUCAAAAAUGUGUAUAUUAAAAUAAUAUAUGGGAAUGUUAAAAAAAAACAGGACCUAAAAGUUACAAAAUUUAUGUUUCUUUUUCUUCCAAAAAGGAAUAGAGUAAGGGCUGUGGUAAGGGUAUCAAUGAAAAUGUUGUAUAGCAACUAAAUAUAUAAACGCAAUAUUUCACCGACAAAAUCGCAAUUUUCUAGUUUUUCGCCCUCAGUGACCGUGACGUCACUUUCACUUAUUGUUUUGUCAGGAGCGUUUCGCGUGUGAAGUACGACUGUGACCGACUUUGAUUAUCAUUUUCGACUUUUGUAUUGGUUUAAUGCAAUGGGUUCUAGAAACUCAUUACUCACUCACUCUUCGUUCAUUUGAUUCUAAUAACAAACCUGAUCGAACGAUACCAUUAAUAAAAAAAAUGACAUCUAGCCUAUUGGAUGGCUUCUUGCGUUGUCAUAACAGAAAGCUUUUGCGUUUUGGUUGCCAACUCUGAUACUCUUAACUUUACAAUUCAUCAUAGUAAUAAAUAAUAAAUUAGACUAAUUAGAGCCUUUAGUAAA
Molecule: messenger RNA, 2419 nt
Organism: Cydia pomonella (codling moth)
Lineage: Eukaryota; Metazoa; Arthropoda; Insecta; Lepidoptera; Tortricidae
Exons: 6
Coding region: 260-1153 (297 amino acids)
Molecular function (GO): oxidoreductase activity
Source: RefSeq, a predicted model, not a curated record